This is a messenger RNA of Paramisgurnus dabryanus, 4725 nucleotides long. It is a transcript of the gene egln2, whose product is annotated as egl-9 family hypoxia-inducible factor 2. The record is from RefSeq and is a predicted model, not a curated record. Gene Ontology annotation, molecular function: L-ascorbic acid binding; peptidyl-proline 4-dioxygenase activity; ferrous iron binding. Gene Ontology annotation, cellular component: cytoplasm; nucleus. Gene Ontology annotation, biological process: cellular response to hypoxia; peptidyl-proline hydroxylation to 4-hydroxy-L-proline. Lineage: Eukaryota; Metazoa; Chordata; Actinopteri; Cypriniformes; Cobitidae.
UUUCGUUACCAGCGCAGUGUUAGAAGAGAUACGAGGGCUACUUACUCUUUGUUUAGCAAGAAUUGGAUGGACAGAAAUCAUAAUGUUUUAUAUAAUGGUUUCUUUAAAAAAUGUUAUUUUAAUAAGUGUUAUUGUUUGAAGGCAGUCUGUAAGGACAUGGAUGGAAGCCCGGAAAUUCAGUGUAACCGGGGCUGGUCAGUUGAUAUUGUUCAAUGGCAUUCACAAACCUAUACCAUGAGAAAUAAACAGCCAAAGGAAAUAUGUUGACAUGUUAUUCUGUAUUAAACAGCUGAAAGAAACACACACUGAGCUGUAUUCGGCUGUGAAAGUUUUGGAGGCUCGUGCUAAUAGCUCCGCUGUCAGGCAUGUGCGGAGAGGAUCGUGCGGAAAAUGUGGCUUGGACGUGAGCUACGUGCGCACCCGCGGGUAGACGACAUGACAUGGAGAUGUUGGAAAACAAGGACCUUAUAAAUGCACACGUAACCGAGAGUAUCCGUUCAGCCCAAGAGCGAGUGCCGAAUGGCUGUCCCGAGUCUCACGCAGUGAAUAAAAUGGGUCUUAACACGACCACGCCGGGUCACACGUCCAGAUCGGUUCUGAAGGAAUCGAAAACCGGUUUGCCAUUGUGUAAUGGAGAAGGAUUAGGUUCUCCAUCCACUACUACUGAAGGAACUUAUUGCGAUGGCCCACAAUCAAACGGACUGGUGGAGACCCCAAAGCUCGGUCUCGCAACUCAACCUGAUAGGUCUCUAAAGAGACCUUGUGGAGAUGUGAGGUCAAGACAGGUCCAGCAUCAGAAGAGAAAAGACUCAGGGUUAGGUGAAAUGGGUUCUAGUGGUACUUCGGAUACGUCCCAUGGAUCGAACACAUUGCUCGAAUGCAAACGGAGGAGACUAGAAACGGACCCCAAAACCGACAACGGCAAAAGUACACAGAUCAUUUCUUCCCUUGUUUCCAAUCACCAACAUAAAAACUGCACUCCUAAUUCGGUCUAUCAUAACGGACACAAAGUGUCAGCCACAAAGCAUGCAUCACCCAGGCAGGUCGAGGUGCAGUCCGCUCCAUCUGGGGUGACCACCAGUGCCGGAUGGUCUCCAGAACACAUGGCUCAGCACUAUAUAGUGCCCUGUAUGAGGUUUUACGGCAUUUGCGUCAGAGAUGGCUUCUUGGGUGCUCGAUUGGGGGAUAAGGUUCUGGAGGAAGUGGAGAUUUUAAACCGCAGUGGGAAGUUUCGAGGCGGGCAACUGGUGAGCCAAAAAAACAUACCCUCUAGGAACAUCCGUGGAGACCAGAUAGCCUGGGUUGAAGGCAACGAGCCGGGGUGCGAGAACAUCGGCUGCCUCAUGGCUCACGUCGAUGAGGCCAUAAUGCGCAGUGCAGCCAAUGGACAGCUGGGUGAUUAUGUCAUAAACGGGCGCACUAAGGCCAUGGUGGCGUGUUAUCCUGGUAAUGGAGCAGGAUAUGUAAGACAUGUGGACAAUCCCAAUGGCGACGGACGUUGCAUAACCUGCAUCUACUAUCUGAACAAAGACUGGGAUGCGAAGGUACAUGGAGGUUUAUUGCAACUCUUCCCCGAGGGUCGUAACGUUGUCGCCAACAUCGAGCCUCUGUUUGACCGGCUGCUUAUUUUCUGGUCGGAUCGGCGAAACCCACAUGAGGUCAAACCAGCUUUUGCCACACGCUACGCUAUCACCGUUUGGUACUUCGAUGCAAAAGAACGAGCAGAAGCUAAAGAGAAAUACAGACUGGCUACAGGACAGAAAGGAGUUAAGGUGCCCGUCACCCAGAGCAACGUGACCUGAAUUACAGCCAGCCGAGAUGAACUCUACUGCAGCCCGCUCUUGUGUACAGUAACACACCCCGCUGCGCGAUUGGCCGAAGAGAUGCAGGAGGCCGAUCCAGUAUGGAUCUGUUCGUGGCUUCAAAACUGCCAAUCACACUGAGUGUACAAAAUAGUAGACCACUAAGUGUCAAUCCAAACUCUGGUGGUCAUAGCUCUGAAAGGCGGAAACUUUUCUCCUCCUGUGGAACAUCAGCGACAUGGAAAUGGACCUGUACUGUUUAUCCUUCUAAUACGAAUUAAAAUCUGUAAGCCCACCAGUUGCUUUCUACAACCGUACAUCCCUGUGUAUGAGUGAGUUUGAGCUUUCAGAUGGCCUUUGCCCAUCCUUCGAUCGACAGGAAGUGAGUAGGUGAGAUCAGCAGACCCGACGUGUUACUUCCUGUUCAACCUGUUCUUGAAUGUGUAGCCAGCUUAACGCUGAGUUCAGUUACAGCACUGACAGAAAUAACAUUAUACAGCAAUGCUUGUAAGUCUUGGCUUGUACGGCUCAGGCGCUGGGAAUUUAACUAAAAAUAAAUGGCGCCUUUUGAUAAUGUUGUAUUUGCUUUGCUUUAGAAAUGACGCAAAUAUGGUAAUGCCACAACCCUCGCUCACAAAAAUAUGGAACCCAAUAUGCACGCCACAAUUCUUAAAAGUUGUGACGAAUGACGCAGAUCAUAGCUAUUUAUCCAUCAUUUCAAUUUAUCAAUGUCAAUUUAACGUCAGUAAAACGUUGCAUUUUGGUUGAAAAUGAAAAUCAGGUCGAUGUCAAACUCUGUUUAGCUUUUGGUCACCUUACUUCAACCAUUCAUACUAUGGACAAUAACUAUAAAGUUAAAAAAAAUCUCUAAAUAUAAUCCACUAUUUUAAAGUCUAAAUUUAAAAUAGUGGAGUCCACAAUAACGACACCCAACUAUGACAAUAAGAAUACAGAGGGACGACAUUGUUGGAAUCACUCGGCGAUAAAAUGAUCGGAUUCCUGAACACUGUUGUCCUUUUUCAGGAUGCUUGAAACCGAUAUUGACUACAAAUCCCUAUUCGGACGGGAUUAGUUUUACAGGGGGACCUCUGAGAAAAUCGUGCUUCUUAGAGGUCCUCUGUGUUUUUAAUCCCGUCCGAAUCUGCCAUGUCUGUGUUUUUCUCUGACGACUUCCGGAAGAAUUCCAGAGCAAUUUACUUACUGUUUUUCGCCAAACUCAGAGGUCCUUUGAGAAAUUUAAUCCCGUCCGAAAACAAAUGUCUAUGUUUUCCCGCAAUAUCUUUUCAUGAGGUAUUUUGAUCAUUUUACAGCACAACUAUCCACAGUAUUCUACAUUAAAUGACAAUGGCAUUAUUAAAAUGACGUGAAAUCAACCAAAUUUCAACGUCUUUGUGACUUGCUGGGCUGAAUUUUCUUAGACAUAUGCCAGUUUAUAACGCCAAUUAUUUAUUCAUCAUUUAAUGAAUCAUCGCUUCAUUUAUACCCAUGCAUGGUACAGCGAUAUACCAGCGCAUGCACUGUCUGACGAAUUUAGGUAGUUCGUCAAUAAGACAGAAGGUUGCGCUGAAAAAAAAAUGAAUCCCUCAUCCAGGUUGUAUCUUUAGAUCAUUGGAACCCAUUGCCGAGAAAACAGGGUGUUUGUGAUCUUUUUUUAAUCUUUGUAUGUAUGUAAAAUAAUGAAAGACAAUAUCUUAGUGACUCCUCAUGGCUUAGCCUUGCCUGUAACAGUGUUUCCUGCAUACUAGAUACAGAAGCCUCUCCCUUUAGGAAACACAGGCUGCAGUAUAGUGCUCGGCUUGCGUAUACUCCUUGUCUAUAGGGAUGCACUUAAUUCAAUCAAUAAUUUUUGAAUGAGAGCUGACAAUCUCGUUCUCACCUCAGUGAGGUGCUAUAUAGUAAAAGAGAUAAACACAGGGCUCUCCACAAGUAAUGGCAACAUUUCUUAUAAGGUGACUCUUAUAUCAGUGUAUAUUUGUGAAUGGCUGUGUUCGGAAAGAAAUACGACUACUGUAGUGUACUGUACUGCAUACUCCAAAGUACACAUUACAUGCUGGUUUUGUAGUAGCGAUGACCAGUUUAAACAAAGUUAUGCUUCAGUGUCAUCACAUUAAAAUCUCAGAAAUUAUUUUGCCGUACCGAUGUCUUCAUUUUUGGUAGACCGAUCGAGUUUGACUACUAUAUUGAUUCUGAUUGAAGUUUAAUAGAUUGUGGAAUACAGUUUCUUAAUAUUUUGGGAAAUAUUUUAGGUCAUCUGUUUAUCUUUUCAUAAACAAACACUAUGCACAGUGUACUUAUUUUACUGACUGGUAUGGUAGUAUGCUUUUCCGAACACAGCCACAGUCUGAAAACUGGGAGCAUUAUAAUGGAAGAAAAGAGUUAUGCAAUGAACUGGCACAGGACACAAUAUUCUUAUUAAACCAAGGGAACAACUGGAUCAUUUUUCUUAAAUCUUUCCAUAAGAGAGUGAGAAUAUUGUACUGACCUGUGCUAUGUUUGAAUCCCAUUGGCGGUCAGAGAAAGCACUUUAUAACAGUGUGUGUGGUGUCUGAAUGAGCAAGUAAAUGUAGAAGAUGUGGGAAGUAAAUGCUUUUUUGCGCCAUUUAACAGUAUGAAUCUUUAAUCAACUGAGAACAAAAAAUAGAUGUUUGCCUAAUCUUUCUAAGUUUUACAGUAUUUAAUUAAAGCGUGUUGGAUUUUGUAAAACUGACAUUUGUGUUUUUUCUCUUUUACUUAUUUAGAUAUAACAAUAUCUAAUUAUUGAACGAAUAUGUAGGGAUCAACAAAUAUGAGUCAACUCUUAAACUAUUACCCCGCCUGGUCCUAAUUAUGGUUGUCAAAUCUUAUAUACCAAUAGCUAAUUAUAAUUUAUUUAUUUUAAUAUGACUGAAGGCAUACCUAAUAAAGGCUUUUUUCAUUCCUUCUC